AGCGAGAGAGAGAGAGAGAGAAAGAAAGAGGAAAGAUUCCGUUUAGAAAGGCAGGCGGCGGCAGAGAGGGUGCGAGAGCGAGCGUGGACCAACCACCAACCAGCAGGAUGCGCAUUUAACCACCCACUGUCCAGCCGAAGGAAAAGAAAGAAAAAAAAACGAUCCUGCAUUUUUCCCUCUUUUUUUUAUUCCUCCCUCUCUCGUUAAUGAGUUGAGCUUGAAGCCUGAGCUUGAUGCCAUAGAGAGUGAGAGUGUGAUUGUUCAUUGAGAGGAGCCUCUCUCUGUUCUGUGUGUGCGUUUGAGAGAGUGAGUGGAAUGGGAGAAACAGACUACUGUCAGUAGAACCACUGAAACAGACUGUGUGCCGAGAGAGACAGAGAAAGAGAGAGAGAGAGAGAUAAAGAGAGAGAGAGACAGAGAAAGAGAGAGAGAGAGAGAGAGAGAGAGACAUAUCGAAGGCAAGUGUUUUGUGGAGGGGGAUAAAAAAGGCGAAAAAAGCUCCCGGCAAGACAGACCCAGCGCACCGUGUCUACCCAGCUACAUGCCUCUGUGAUCGGGUAACGAGAGCAGCCAGGAGGGCUCUGGCCGGAUCCUUUUAACCCCUUUGGGGAAGGAACAACUGGAGGAUUUCUUAACCAAGGUUCUCCCAUGCCAUCCUCUCUACCCAGCCCAUCAGUUACUGACCAUUCACACUCGCAACCACCAUCACCCAAUCUCCAUGACAACCAGAGCUCGUUGCUAAGUAGCGCCAGCGCCCAUCCAGCGGUCCAUGAGUCGGACGAGGACGAGGAAGAGUACACAGCCACGCUGUACUUACCUGUAACGCAGGUCACAGCUCACAGCCACCACGGCCUCGCCUGUAAUGAGCAACCGCCCAAUCACCAUCAGCAGGGCCAGUCCACGCUGCCGCCAGCCCUGCCUCCCCACAAGCAGCAGCCGUCGGUCACCGCGCUCAACCACAACUCCCUGAGCAGCCGCAACCGUAAACCCAGCCCGGCCCCACCGGCCGCCCUCCCCGCCGAGCUGCAAACCACACCCGAGUCCGUGCCGCUGCAGGACAGCUGGGUCCUGGGCAGCAAUGUGCCACUGGAGAGCAGGCACUUCCUCUUCAAGACAGGCACCGGCACGACCCCUCUGUUCAGCACGGCUACUCCAGGCUACACCAUGGCAACGGGCUCCGUCUACUCGCCGCCCACGCGGCCCCUACCCAGAAACACCCUCUCCCGCUCCGCCUUCAAGUUCAAGAAGUCCUCCAAGUACUGCUCGUGGAGAUGCACUGCUCUCAGCGCCGUGGGACUGUCCAUCCUGCUGUCUGUCCUGCUCUGCUAUUGCAUAGCCAUGCAUCUGUUUGGUCUGAACUGGCAGAUGCAGGAGACAGAGGGCUACGGCUUUGAGAACGGUCAGGGGAGGUCAGACACCACACCCAACACCAUCACCGCACUGUCUGCUGAUAACGGUAAACUAGGGGUGUUCCUGCAGGAGAACAACACCAUAGACACGGGGGAGGUGGAUGUGGGGCGCAGGGCCCUUCAGGAAGUCCCACCAGGGAUCUUCUGGCGCUCCCAGCUCUACAUUGACCAGCCCCAGUUCCUCAAGUUCAACAUCUCAGUGCAGAGGGAUGCGUUGGUGGGGGUCUACGGCAGGAAGGGCCUGCCCCCCUCACAUACACAGUAUGACUUUGUGGAGCUGCUGGAUGGCAGUCGCCUGAUCACCAAGGAGAAGCGCGGGCUGGUGGAGGUGGAGGGCGUGUCAAGGCGGGCGCGCUCGGUGAGCGUGCACGAAGCGGGCUUCAUCCAGUACCUGGACUCUGGCAUCUGGCACCUGGCCUUCUACAACGAUGGGAAGAACUCCGAACUGGUCUCCUACAACACCAUUGUCAUAGAGUCCGUUAUGGAGUGUCCCCACAAUUGCCAUGGCAACGGCGACUGUCUGUCUGGAACGUGUCAUUGCUUCCCAGGGUUCCUUGGGCCUGAUUGCUCAAGAGCUUCGUGCCCCGUGCUGUGCAGUGGUAACGGCCAGUACUCCAGGGGUCGCUGCCUGUGCUUCAGUGGCUGGAAGGGGACCGAGUGUGACGUGCCCAGCAACCAGUGCAUAGACAUCCACUGUGGGGGACACGGCAUCUGUAUCAUGGGCAUCUGUGCCUGCAACACCGGAUACAAGGGAGACAACUGUGAAGAAGUGGACUGCCUGGACCCUGGCUGUUCGGCCCAUGGUGUGUGUAUCCAUGGGGAGUGCCACUGUAGCCCGGGCUGGGGGGGCACCAACUGUGAGACCCUCAAGACCAUGUGCCCCGACCAGUGCUCCGGCCACGGCACCUACCAAAGCGAAAGCGGCACCUGUACCUGCGACACCAACUGGACCGGCCCCGACUGCUCUGUCGAGGUGUGUGUGGUGGACUGCGGCUCCCACGGCGUGUGUUUCGGGGGCAGCUGUCGUUGCGAGGAGGGCUGGACUGGUACGGUCUGUGACCAGAAGGCCUGCCAUCCCAUGUGCACUAAGAACGGAGUCUGCAAGGAGGGCAAGUGUGAGUGCAACCAGGGCUGGACCGGAGAGCACUGCAACAUCGAGGGCUGCCCAGGCCUGUGUAACAACAACGGUCGCUGUACCUUGGACCAGAACGGGUGGCACUGCGUCUGCCAGUCCGGGUGGCGUGGGGCGGGAUGCGACGUCGCCAUGGAGACCCUCUGCACCGACGGCAAGGAUAACGAAGGAGACGGCCUGGCUGACUGUAUGGACCCAGACUGUUGCCUCCAGACAUCCUGUCAGACCCAGCCGUACUGCCGCGGCUCCCCAGACCCCUCUGACAUCAUCAGUCAGAGCCCGUCCAGCCUGAUGCCCCAGCAUGCCGCACGCUCCUUCUACCAACGCAUCCGCUUCCUGGUUGGACCAGAGAGCAGCCACGUCAUCACCGGGGACAACCCCUUCAACAAGAGCCUGGUGUCCAUCAUCAGAGGCCAAGUCCUGACGGCAGACGGAACCCCCCUCAUAGGAGUCAAUGUUACCUUCGUCCACUACCCCGACCACGGAUACACCGUCACGCGCAAGGACGGCAUGUUUGACCUGUUGACCAACGGUGGGGCCAGUCUGACCCUGAGUUUCGAGCGGGCUCCGUUCCUGAUACAGUACCGCACCGUGUGGAUCCCCUGGAAUGUCUUCUAUGUCAUGGACACCCUGGUCAUGAAGAAGGAGGAGAAUGACAUCCCCAGCUGUGACCUGAGUGGUUUCAUCAGGCCCAGUCCUGUCAUAGUGGCCUCUCCCCUCUCUACCUGCUUCAGGUCCUCACCAGAGGAUGGGCCCAUCAUACCUGAGACACAGGUCCUCCAGGAGGAGACGUCCAUCCCGGGCAGCGACCUCAACCUGCUGUACCUGGGCAGCAGGGCGGCCGGCUACAAGCCUGUCCUCAAGGUCACCAUGACCCAGGCCAGUGUGCCCUUCAACCUCAUGAAGGUGCACCUGAUGGUGGCGGUGGUGGGGCGUCUGUUCCAGAAGUGGUUCCCUGCCCAGCCCAACCUCUCCUACACCUUCAUCUGGGACAAGACAGACGCUUACAACCAGAAGGUCUACGGCUUGUCUGAGGCAGUCGUGUCCGUGGGUUUUGAGUACGAGUCGUGUCUGGACCUGAUCCUGUGGGAGAAGAGGACAGCCACACUGCAGGGCUAUGAGCUGGACGCCUCCAACAUGGGAGGCUGGACGCUGGACAAACACCAUAUACUGGAUAUCCAGAACGGCAUCCUGUACAAGGGCAAUGGUGAGAACGUGUUCAUCUCCCAGCAGCCCCCAGUGAUCAGCAGCAUCAUGGGUAACGGCCGGCGCCGCAGCAUCUCGUGCCCCAGCUGUAACGGCCAGGCGGAGGGCAACAAGCUGCUGGCCCCCGUGGCUCUGGCCUGUGGCGCCGACGGGAGCCUCUUCGUCGGGGACUUCAACUACAUCAGACGCAUCUUCCCCUCUGGGAACGUCACCAGUGUGAUGGAGCUCAGCAACAACCCGGCCCACCGGUACUACCUGGCGACAGACCCGGUUACGGGGCAGCUGUACGUGUCAGACACCAACUCCCGCCGUAUCUACCGUCCCAAGGUCCUGACGGGCACCAAGGAGCUGCUCCAGAACGGAGAGGUGGUGGCUGGUACCGGGGAGCAGUGUCCCCCCUUCGACGAGGCACGCUGCGGGGACGGGGGCAAGGCCACAGAGGCCCUCCUCAUGGGGCCCAAAGGUAUUACGGUAGAUAAGAACGGGUACAUCUACUUCGUAGACGGGACCAUGAUCAGGAAGGUGGAUCGUAACGGGAUCAUCUCCACCCUGUUGGGCUCCAACGACCUCACCUCAGCACGACCCCUGACCUGUGACACCAGCAUGCACAUCAGACAGGUUCGUCUGGAGUGGCCCACAGCUCUGGCCAUCAACCCCAUGGAUAAUUCCAUCUAUGUCCUGGACAACAACGUGGUGCUGCAGAUCACUGAGAACAGACAGGUGCGCAUCGUGGCGGGACGCCCCAUGCACUGCCAGGUGCCGGGUAUAGAAUACACGCUGGGCAAGCGGGCGGUGCAGACCAUGCUGGAGGGAGCUGCCGCCAUCGCCCUCUCCUACAGUGGCGUGCUCUACAUCGCCGAGACUGAUGAGAAGAAGAUACACCGCAUCCGCCAGGUGUCCACGGGCGGCGAUAUCACGCCUUUGGCCGGAGCUCUGUCCGACUGCGACUGCAAGAACGACGCCAACUGCGACUGCUACCAGACGGGCGACGGCUACGCCAAAGACGCCCGCCUCAACUCGCCCUCCUCGCUGGUCGUCUCGCCCGACGGUACGCUCUACGUGGCCGACCUGGGCAACAUCCGCAUCCGCGCCGUCCGCCGCAACCAACCGCCGUCGGGCUCCGCCGUGUCCGGCCCGGGCUCCUUCGAGGUGGCCUCGCCGUCGUCCCAGGAGCUCUACGUGUUUGAUUCCAACGGAACCCACCAGUUCACCAUGUCUCUCGUCACCGGGGACUACAAGUACAACUUCAGCUAUAGCAACGAGGAGGACAUUACAGCCGUAACGGAUAGUAGUGGCAACACCUUGAGGAUCCGCCGCGACCCCAACCGGAUGCCGGUGCGGAUCGUUGCCCCGGACAACCAGGUGAUCUGGCUGACAAUCGGGACCAAUGGCGGGUUGAAGACACUGACGGCCCAGGGACAGGAGCUGGUGCUGUUCACCUACCACGGCAACAGUGGGCUGCUCGCCACCAAGACCAUACAGAUAGGAUGGACCACCUUCUAUGAUUAUGACAGUGAGGGUCGUCUAACCAACGUGACAUUCCCUACGGGGGUGGUGACCAACCUGCACGGGGACAUGACCGGGGCCAUCACGGUGGACAUUGAGACGUCCGGCCGUGACGAGGACGUCAGCAUCACCACCAACCUCUCCUCCAUUGACUCCUUCUACACACUGGUCCAGGACCAACUAAGGAACAGCUACCAGGUGGGCUACGACCACUCUCUGAGGGUGAUCUAUGCCAACGGGAUGGACACACACUACCAGACGGAGCCCCACAUCCUGGCGGGCGCCGCCAACCCCACGGUGGCACGGAGGAACAUGACGCUGCCCGGGGAGAACGGGCAGAACCUGGUGGAGUGGCGCUUCCGCAAAGAGCAGACCCGGGGGAAAGUCAUCGUGUUCGGGAGGAAGCUCAGGGUGAACGGCAGAAACCUUCUCUCGGUGGAUUACGACCGAACUCUCCGGACAGAAAAGAUCUACGACGACCACAGGAAGUUCCUGCUGAAGAUCGUGUAUGACACCCAGGGCCACCCUACUCUGUGGGUCCCCAGCAGUAAGCUGCUGUCAGUCAACCUUACCUACUCCAGCACGGGGCAGGUGACCAGCCUACAGAGGGGUCCCACCACAGAGAAGGUGGAGUACGAUGGUCAAGGGAGGAUUGUGUCCCGAGUGUUCGCCGAUGGAAAGACCUGGAGUUAUACAUACCUGGAUAAGUCCAUGGUGCUCCUGCUCCACAGCCAGCGUCAGUACAUCUUUGACUACGACCUGUUGGACCGCCUGUCUGCUGUCACCAUGCCUUCGGUGGCCCGUCACACCAUGCAGACCAUCCGCUCCCUGGGCUACUAUCGCAACAUUUACAACCCCCCGGAGAGCAACGCCUCGGUCACCGUUGACUACAGCGAAGACGGACAGCUCCUCAGAGUGGCCCACCUAGGGACAGGUCGUAGAAUUCUCUACAAGUACCGACGACAGAACAAAAUGGCGGAGAUCUUGUAUGAUUCUACGAGGGUUAGCUUCACCUACGACGAGACAGCCGGUGUGCUGAAGACGGUGAACCUCCAGAGCGAAGGGUUCAUCUGUUCCAUCCGGUACCGGCAGAUUGGACCGUUGGUGGACCGGCAGAUCUUCCGGUUCAGUGAGGACGGCAUGGUGAACGCACGGUUUGAUUAUACCUACGACAACAGCUUCCGGGUCACCAGCAUGCAGGCUGUCAUCAACGAGACGCCGCUGCCCAUCGACCUCUACCAGUUUGACGACAUCUCCGGGAAGGUGGAACAAUUUGGAAAGUUCGGCGUGAUCUACUACGAUAUCAACCAGAUCAUCUCCACGGCCGUCAUGACCUACACCAAGCACUUCGACGUCCACGGACGGAUCAAGGAGAUCCAGUACGAGAUCUUCAGAUCCCUCAUGUACUGGAUCACCAUCCAGUAUGACAACAUGGGCCGGGUGACCAAACGAGAGAUCAAGAUCGGACCGUUCGCCAACACGACCAAGUAUGGUUACGAGUACGACGUGGACGGUCAGCUCCAGACGGUCUACCUCAACGAGAAGAUGAUGUGGCGCUACAACUACGACCUGAACGGCAACCUCCACCUGCUCAACCCGGGUAACAGCGCCCGGCUCACCCCGCUACGCUACGACCUCCGAGACCGCAUCACGCGGCUCGGGGACGUUCAGUACCGGUUGGACGAUGACGGGUUCCUGAGACAGAGAGGAGCUGAGAUCUUUGAGUACAACUCCAAGGGCCUUCUGGAACGCGUCUACAGCAAAGGCAACAGUUGGACCAUCCAGUACCGCUACGACGGGUUGGGCCGCCGUGUGGCCUCCAGAACCAGCCUGGGCCAGCACCUGCAGUUCUUCUAUGCAGACCUGAACUACCCGACCAGGAUCACUCACGUCUACAACCACAGCAGCUCAGAGAUCACGUCUCUCUACUACGACCUGCAGGGACACCUCUUCGCCAUGGAGAUCAGUAGCGGAGAGGAGUUCUAUAUCGCCUGUGACAACACCGGAACCCCUCUAGCAGUGUUCAGUAGUAAUGGGCUUCUUCUGAAGCAGGUGCAGUACACGGCCUACGGCGAGGUCUACUUUGACUCCAACCCCGACUUUGUCCUGGUGAUCGGCUUCCACGGGGGUCUCUACGACCCCCUGACCCGCCUGCUGCAUUUCGGCGACCGGGACUAUGACAUCCCGGCGGGGCGCUGGACCACCCCAGACAUCGGGACGUGGACGAGAGUCGGGAAAGACCCGGCGCCGUUCAACCUGUACAUGUUCCGGAACAACAACCCUGUCAGCAAAGUUCACGAGGUCAAGGAGUACGUCACAGAUGUCAAUAUCUGGCUGGUGACGUUUGGGUUCCACCUUCACAACGCCAUCCCCGGGUUCCCCAUCCCCAAGUUCGACCUCACACAGCCAUCCCUGGAGAUGAAGAAGAGCCAGCUCUGGGACGACCUGCCGUCCAUCUCGGGGGUGCAACAGGAAGUGACCCGGCAAGCCAAGGCUUUCCUGUCCUUCGAGAGGAUGCCGGAGAUCCAGCUGAGCCGCCGGCGCUCCAACCGGGAGAAACCCUGGCUGUGGUUCGCCACCGCCAAGUCGCUGAUCGGUAAGGGUGUCAUGUUGGCGGUGACGCAGGGCCGUGUGGUCACCAACGCUCUGAACAUCGCCAACGAGGACUGCAUCAAGGUCGCCGCCGUCCUCAACAAUGCGUUCUACCUGGAGGACCUGCACUUCACGGUGGAGGGACGCGACACACACUACUUCAUCAAGACCAGCCUCCCGGAGAGCGACCUGGGAGCGCUGAGGCUGACAAGCGGGAGGAAGUCCCUGGAGAACGGAGUCAACGUGACUGUGUCCCAGUCCACCACCGUGGUGAACGGCAGAACUCGGCGCUUCGCCGACGUGGAGCUGCAGUACGGCGCUCUAGCGCUCCACGUGCGCUACGGCAUGACUCUGGACGAGGAGAAGGCGCGUGUGCUGGAGCAGGCCAGGCAGAAGGCGUUGUCGAGUGCUUGGUCCAGGGAGCAACAACGGGUGAGGGAGGGGGAGGAGGGGGUGAGGCUGUGGACGGAGGGGGAGAAGAGGCAGCUGCUGAGCGGAGGGAAGGUGCUGGGCUACGACGGGUACUACGUCCUCUCCAUAGAGCAGUACCCCGAGCUAGCAGACUCCGCUAACAACAUCCAGUUCCUCAGGCAGAGUGAAAUAGGGAAGAGGUAACAGACAGAAUCCUCGGCACUGGCCGCCAAAGAGACUACCCCCUCCAAAUCUUGCCCCCCAACCUGCCUCGCCUCCCCCCUUUUCUCUAAAAAGGGGGAGGGGUCCAGGCUAGUGCUGUGUUUAGCGCCGACUAGCUGAAACAAACAGUAAAAUGUAGAAAUAUCUCAAACUGAACUAUACCUAAUACUACCACUGUGGGGCCUGAAAAUCAAACAAAACGGCUCCAACUGACGCAAAUGUUUGUCCCAUGUGCUAUACAGCGUUGAAUGGACUGUGGACUCUCUUGAAGAGAGAAAAAAAAGUCAAAACUCUCGGUUUGUGAAAGGAGAAAAAAACAAGAAAGAAGAAAUGUGUUUAUGUACGCAUAACACUACAACACGUCUGGACUAAUAGAAAAAAAGCCUUCUGGUUUCUUACAAAGGACAACGUCUAUAAUCUGAUUCUACAUCCUGAUGACUGACCUUUGCGUACUGAAAAAGGUAGUGUUGUUGUUCGCAGUAGGACCAUGGGUCUCCAAUGGUGGUAACUAGACAGUUAAAACCACUUGUUGAAACCACUUGCUUGUUCUGCUUUUCUUUCCAAAAGGGACAAAACAGCUCCCACCAAGUGACAUCUUUACCAAUACUAGAUCAAAAUGGGACGUUUUGGGAAUCGGGAGGUUGUGUGCGUGUCUGUCUGUCUGUCUCUGUCUGUCUGCCUGCCUGUCUGCCUGCCUGUCUGUCUGUCUGUCUGUCUGUCUGUCUGUCUGUCUGUCUGUGUGUGUGUGUGUCUGCCUGUGUGUGUGUGUGUGUGUGUGUGUAUACAAUGGAGACAAUUUGUGUGUGUAUGUAUGGAGGAAGUUAAUCAAUUAAAUGAAAUGAAAGAAUCAUAUCCAACCAAUCUUUUGAAAAACAAUGUGAGACAGUAUCUUUAUGGAUUUUUUUAUUAAGAUGAAAAAUUCCAAACUUAUCCAUACAUCAAUAUUAGCCUCUUAGAGAAAGUAAUUUAUGUACAGUGUUUAUACAUAAAAAAUAAAAUUGUAAAAAAUAUGAAGAUUUUUUUUUUCCUUCGUCAUGCGUUACUGUUUAUACUCUUCAUUAAGUUUUCAAUAUUUUAUCCUAUUAUAAUUCAUGGUAAUGCUUAUUGAAAUAACAUUUUAAAAAAUCAACCCUACUGUAUUGUUGAUUUCUGCAUUGAGAAUAUUCGGGUUUGGGUUUUACAUUUUCUUGCCUUCAUUGAUCAGAUUCCCUGAUAUCUGAGACGAACCAUGUUUUGUUUUGGCACUUAUAUUUUGUAUUCGAAAAGCGUCAGUUGAAUGGUCGAUGUCAGUCAGACAACCAAAUGUCUUAGGAAAUACUAGACUACUACUAUCAAGGGCAGCAGAAUAGUUUGGCUGUACGGUACGGUAGUAUAUCCUACCUUGUGGAAAUAGCCUUUCAACCUUAAGUCCUUUUGAAUAGGACACAAGGAAGGGCCACUUGCCCUUCUCAGCAAGAGGGUUUGAAAACAAAACACCUUGGUUGUCUUACCUAAAUAUCAUUUCUGCCUUUCCUAUAACAAAUCCAGGCUGUUUCUUAGAUCUCUGCUCAGCUCAAACGUGAAGGCUUCUCAUAAUCACUAUUAAGGAUGGAAAAUUCCAAAAAUGUUCCCAAAAUUUCCAGGUUUUCCAGAAAUUCCUAUUGGAAGAUUCAUCCAAUUGAGAAUUAUGAAAAACAUGAUAAUUUUGGGAUCGUUUCCAGAAUUUUCCAGUCCGAACCACUAUAGCUCUUUGCUCUUUCUCUACCUACGUUAGGAAGAGCUGAACUCAUGUUCCUUGUACCAGCACAGAGAGCACAGAUAGGGCUGCAGCAGUGAGAACUGAACGGAACCAAAUACGAGCCUCUUGACUUGAACAGAGACAACACCACCAUAAUCCAAGGGACCAUUUAACAUGCUCGUAAAUGUAUUCCUCCAACUUCACUUUUUAUGCUAAACAUGGCUUGAAAGCAAGAUAUUACAAACACAAUUACAUCAAACGGUUCAUUAGAUAGAGCAAAGGGGCAGAGUUUAGCUCGAGUUCCGGAGGGGAAAAGAGAGAGCGAAUAAACCUGGGAAAAGCCUAGAAACGGCUCUAUGUGCACUCUGGGUAAUUUUUCCGACUUAGCCUAAAUGGCUAGUGAGUGUAGUGUAAAGGAGUUGCCAGGGCGAUGAAGAUGACAUCAGCACUAUGAACUAACUCUCACUACUCCCUACUGAUCUCUCUGCCUGAGGGGGAUAACACACAUAUUCACCCACAGAAAGAGAAAGAAAAGUUUUUUAGUUUUCAAACUAUGACCAUUUCAAAGAUUUUUGUUGUUGUGAUGAUCUGAACGACACUUGAGGAAAUUUAGCCAGUCACACGAACUCUACAUCCCCAGGAGCCAUACCCAAACGCAGAUUAGCGUUUUUUCGUCAUGAAUGUUGUUCUGGAGGCAGCUCUGCAGAGUGGUCACUAGCUGGCUCAGCCAUGAAGUCAUAACAUUAACACUAACCUUAACCAUACUACUAACCCUAAUGCCUAAUCCUACCCUUGAAUUAAGACCAAAAAGCUAAUUUUAGUUUUCGUGGAUUUUUCCAAUAUAGCCAACUUUGACUUUCCAGCUGGCCUUAAGGGGAAAGCGCUCUGUUGUGCCUCUAGGACAAGACUCGUGAAAAUAAGCGUCAACCUGCCACCCAAACAGAAGAUUACAACACCCUUUCUCAAAUUUUUUCCAUGUUGCUUUUUCAGUCAAUGUGACCGCCUCAUGCAGUAGUUAAAAUCUGUUUCUUUUGUAAACAGAUUGUAAAAAUUUUUUAAAAAACGACGAAUGAGAAAGUAUUGUUUUUUGCUUUGUGAUUUUUUCAAUAUAUAUAUAUAUAUCAAUCAUUGAAUUGUAUUGCCGAGCUUAUUUUUCUAUUCAUGUGUGUGACAAGGUGGACAGAAGGUGGAAGGACUUAUACUCCCAGGUUGUUUGCGUGUUGGUUUUACUACGUUGUUGUCAGAUUUUCUCUGGUGUUAUUGGUUGGUCUUGGUCUGUACCAUGUGCCAUUUAUUCUGCAGGGGGAAUCCUAGUUGAUCCUACCCCUGCUGUAUCACAUUACUACUAUGAUGCCCCCCUCUCCCCCAUCGUCAGCCGAAAGUGCAGUAGCCCAGCCACAUACAGUGGCUUAAGAUCAGGACUCAACAUACUGAGUUUUCCUUUUGACUUUGCUGAUCUCUCAAAAUAACACUUCCCCCAAAUUAGACAAACAUACACUUUCAGUGCUGUUCUGUUUUACUCAGUCGAAUGUUGCAGUCUAACAAUGUGUUAGACACCUCCUGUUGGAGCGGACACACACGUGCUAGAAGGAGGGGAGCAUAUGGUGUUUCGGGGUUGAAAAAGGGGUCAUCCCACAAACAUGCAGGAAGCAGUGUGUUCUGGGUAUUGUUUGCAUGCUUACAAAGUAAAACGCCCAUCCAUCCGUCAGUCAUUGUUUCCCAUCCAUGUUAGAACAGACAUUUACAUAUCUACAUGGUUACAUGGUUAAAUGCUUCUGUAUUAUAUUGCACUACAUUGUAACAGCGUUAUUGCUUAAUGCGUAGUCCAUACAAUAACCUUAAAGUGCUGGUUGAUGCCAGGCCAUAGACCUUUAUGUUUGUCCUGUAGGUAGAAGCUUCCCCUUAGGCACAGAUCUAGGAUCAGCCUCCAACUCCAAUCCUACUUAACCAUUAGGGGGUAAAACACAAAACUGGCCUUAGAUCAGUGUCUCUAAAAGCAUCAUACCUACCUUCCGCUUUGUCUGAAGACGGUGAUUAGGUAGAGGAAUUUCCUUUCUCAAAGAACGUCCUGUCUUUAGAAGGAGAGGCUCAUGGGAUUGGGACCACUGCUGACCGAAACGCUGAGUCGUGUGCCAGCGUCGUGCACCAGCAUCGUCAUAAAUAUUAUAUUGCCGCCAUUUUGUUUUUAGAAGUGAUGAAGAAGGAGAAUGAUGUCUAUAGUGAUGUCACCACUAGCACCACCACAGCCACCUCUCACCCUAUCACAAAAAACACACGUCUGUUUAGCGAUGUCACACAGUUUACAGAGCUGAAGGGACAGCAAACACUGCAACGUUGAGACAACGUUGUGUGGUGGUUGUGUGUUAGCUGGGAAUUUGAGCAAAGAAAAUGUAUUUUUAUUUUUGUUAAGACCCUGUUGUCCAGAGUCACAGGUUAGCUGAUGUUUUGGGUUUGGAGAUUGAGGGAAUUUGAUAAAGAUUUUUCUAUGUAUUUUGUCAUUUAUUUUCUUUCUCUGAAAAUGAAACAGACGGGCGAAAAGUGAUCUUAAUUGUAACGUGUCAGUCAGUCCUCUCUUUGUAAAGAAGUUACAACAUAUCUUUUUAAUUUAUUUAGAGAUUUGUUCAUUUUUUUCUUGUCUUUUUUUCAAUCAGCAUCCUCCGGGAAAGUUUCAUCAUAAUGAUAUUGUUUUUAUAUAAACAAACAUUGCUGUUUUAGAGUGCAAUUAAAGUGCAAUUUUAAUGUAAGCUCCGAAAGGUCAUUUCCGGGGAUUCAAUCCCUUUUAUCUCCCAGAUGUUAAAGAUCCAACAGAGAUCAAUCAUGAUAACAAUAAACAUGUCAUACUGUAAAGGUUUCUGAA
Messenger RNA from Oncorhynchus nerka (sockeye salmon), 13052 nucleotides. RefSeq names its product teneurin-3. Gene Ontology annotation, biological process: signal transduction; heterophilic cell-cell adhesion; neuron development. Gene Ontology annotation, cellular component: neuron projection; membrane. NCBI's taxonomy places the organism in Eukaryota, Metazoa, Chordata, Actinopteri, Salmoniformes, Salmonidae. The record is from RefSeq and is a predicted model, not a curated record. Gene Ontology annotation, molecular function: protein homodimerization activity; protein heterodimerization activity; cell adhesion molecule binding. The coding region runs from base 649 to 8460 and encodes 2603 amino acids. The transcript is spliced from 35 exons.